ACACAGGUUCCUCCAUCAUCAGAACCUUACUGCUACAAAUUCUUCGGCUUCUUCGCUCUUUAUUAAUUAUUCGCGAUAGCAAGCGGUCUAUUAACUAGGGUGUACUCGGAAUGCGGAGGUUCAGUUGCGGAACAGUCUGAGCCUUACCUGCGCGGUUGCUGCCAUGCAAUCAUUCAAUGACGUUGUGUCUAUUUUCUGCCAGUUAACAACGAAUUAUCCCACUGAAAUCCCGCGGGGCGGCCCGGAGGAUGAAGUUUCUUUGCUACAGCAGUCGAGUUUCAGGACGAAAAUGACCCAAGACGCCGCUUUCAGCAUCCCGACAGCGACGGUGUGAAUAGAGGAAUCUUUAGAUCUUUCACUAUUUGCUGAGCGGCAACUCAGCAUCACGGUCAAGAUUGCACGGCGCGUCCCAGAUCUUCGCUUCGAACCGCCGCGACACCCCCGAUUGGUUGAGUUGUUAUUCGAAGUGCAAUGUGAUCGUUAUAAAUGCUACCGUUGUUCCUAAGCAGCACCUCCUCUUUCCUCCUCAUAUAUCCCCUUCUCCUGCUUCCCAGCUCGAUCUCUCAUCAGGGUUCUUUGGGGCAGUGAUCAUCAGCUGUCCAAUCACUCCUAUCUCGGGAGCCGGUGGACGAAUACUACUAUUGAGCCUCACCUCUCUCUAACCUAACAUGAAGACGGACACCCCUCUCCAGCGUGGAAAGGCAUGUCUUUGCUGCAGGAAGAGGAAGAUGAAAUGCGACGGAACUCGUCCUGUCUGCUCGCAAUGUAUGAAAGCGAACAGGGAGGCCGAGUGUCAAUAUCAUGAUAAGAAACAAAUCAGUCGCACUCAACUCCUCCAACAAAAGGUCGCCAAGCUUGAGGCUCGCCUCCGCGAACUCGAGUCAGAGCAGUCGGAUAGUUCUGCUGGGAGCUCUCCAUCGCCAUCCUUCUCAUCCAGCUCAAGCGAUGUCGGGUUGCAUGAUCCCCCGUUAGGUGUUCUUGUUGGGAGUCCUUCUGCAACUCCUGACUGGGAGUCAAACCUCUUUGAUGAGACAGCGUUUCCUGAGCUCUCAACGCCCUUCUUCGAUUCAUUAAUAUCCGGUUCUUCUUCCUCCGAUAUUGGAAGUUUCUCCGGACUCCUCGACACUCCUGCGAACUUUCAAGGCGGAUCGCCGCUCCCCAAUGUUUCGUAUCCAUAUGGGCACGGGAACGCGAUCGCUGGUCCCUCCUCAAGCUCUGCAAACUGGUGGGAGAACGCAAGUACUUUAUGUCACAAUAAGCUUACGCUACUCGAUAUCUUCUUUGCACAUCGACAUCAAUGCGCGUUCGAUGUCCACGUUGAACGAUUUCAGGCUUCUCUAAGUCUAGCUCCUCAGGAUCAACCUCAUCCCGCCCUCGUGGAUGCGGUAUAUCUAAUGGGCUGCUACUUCUCACGCUCGCCGAAUUAUACCCCACUGGAGUCGCAUUUCCUCAAGCGAGCUUUGGCUGGCAUCUCCGAGGCGCUGCAGGAAAACGAUCGUGUCAUCAAUGUGCUUCAAGCGUCGUGCCUUCUCGCUCUCUAUUUCUUUGGCCGGGGCCGCAUACUCGAAGGAUAUUAUCAUUCAUCUAUAGCCGCCCGCUUGGCUGUUAGUCUAGGGCUCCAUCAGAUCAAGCCUGACAGUUGGUUUCAACUACAAUUAGCAUCUCUAGCUGGACCGCCUCAAGAUGCAACUUCACUCACAAAAUCUUCUGUCCAAUUGGCACCACCAAAAGAUGCUAUUGAAUCAGAAGAGCGCAUAACCGCGUUUUGGCAGGUCUUCAUGGUGGACCGCGCUUGGUCUGUCGCAACAGGGCUUCCUGCCGCUCUUCCCGAUGAUGACCAUCCUCAAGCACAGAUCGAGACGGUUUGGCCAGCACCGCCGGAUGAUUCGAUUUCAUCAGGUGGAGGCACAUUGCCACGGUUUGAUCCUGUUAAUCCAUAUCCCACACUGCGGGCCAAAGCUGUUGCUCUGUUCGAGAGAACAUUCCGAAUGGCAUCAGCAUCUGUGAAAGGCAACCUGUACUGGGCAGAACAUCGCGGACUGGACAUGUCUCUAUUUCAGUUUGCUGCGAGUCUUCCACCAAUGGGUCUAACAGCAUGCCUCGGUAUCAUUCCGCUGGAUGAGCUAGACUUGCUCACUGUUCACACCCUUAUACACGUGUCGACUAUACACCUCCAUCGGGAUCUCUCUGACUCAACCCCGAGCUCGUAUGAGAAAUGUGUCGUUGCAGCGAACACGGUAACUUCGUUCCUUCGCCAACUUAGCGACACUGAUUACCCAUAUUUGGAUCCUAUCAGUAGUACGUGCUGGUCUACCGUUGCCGAUGUGUUCCUGCGCGCACUAUCAUCAACAGCACCUUCAUUGGUUGCUCAAAGCACUGUGGAUUUUGUGAACCAGGAACUGGAUCUGAUAGUGAACGCCAUGAAAAUGCUUAGCACUUUCUUCCCCAUAGCAGGCAUCCAUGCAACAAAGAUUGAACAAGAUAGGACUAUGACACAUAAUACAUUGGGUUUCUCAUGACCCUCGCCCUCAUGCUCGCUUUACUUCUCAAACACUUCGCCUUUGCUUUCGUUAUUCCGCCGCCGUUCUAUUUACAUCUCAGGGACUAGAAGUAACAUAUGUAUCAUUACUGCAUAUCUGAAUCAUCAAGUCGAACAGCAUCUCAUAGAUUCUUCUAUAACCUUCCUGUUAUUCUUUUAUUCUGGAUCUCGGGUUCAUACUCUUGUAUACAUACGUAUUCUAGAAUCAUGUACACCAUCCGGGGGUAAAUCACUUCCGAUAGGCCUCUACGACCAUCUCACGAGUUCAUCUUCUGUAAUACACGAGCCUUUUUUGUUUCUUUAUUUGGUUCCCCCUC
Messenger RNA from Somion occarium, 2856 nucleotides. The record is from the annotation of a GenBank genome assembly. Lineage: Eukaryota; Fungi; Basidiomycota; Agaricomycetes; Polyporales; Cerrenaceae.